Messenger RNA from Rosa rugosa (rugosa rose), 1945 nucleotides. RefSeq lists its product as uncharacterized. Lineage: Eukaryota; Viridiplantae; Streptophyta; Magnoliopsida; Rosales; Rosaceae. Gene Ontology annotation, molecular function: protein binding. The transcript is spliced from 5 exons. Gene Ontology annotation, cellular component: Cul4-RING E3 ubiquitin ligase complex; cytoplasm. The record is from RefSeq and is a predicted model, not a curated record. Bases 207 to 1766 code for a protein of 519 amino acids.
CGUGGAGGUCCUUGGAGUUUAACAGAAACCGAGUCUAGACUCUAGAGUUAGAGAGAGCCUUCUGGGUGUCCCAUAAAAGCAGGCCAGGCCCAGACCCCAGAACUUGCGAGAGAAGGUCACACCCACUGUUGGAAUGCGAUCAUAUUAGCGAUCCCUCUUUGAUUCUCAAACUCAAAACUCCAUUUGAUCGAUCAUCGCCGUCGUCGAUGAUGAAUAAGCGAUUGAAAACGAGCAGCGACAAGGCUGUCGUCAAUGUUUGGCAGCGACAGCUGGGCGAGAUCUCCGCCAGAAACUUUGCUCACCGUCUCGGUGGCUCUGAGGAUCUCGUGCUUCGACUUGAUGUCCACAGGAAGCUGGACAAGCAUAGAGGAUGUGUGAACACCGUAAGCUUCAAUGCAGAUGGCGAUAUUUUGCUUUCGGGUUCUGAUGACAGGCGGCUCAUACUAUGGAACUGGGAAACGGGGAAAGUUAAGUUGUCAUUCCAUUCCGGUCAUAAUAGCAAUGUUUUCCAAGCAAAGUUCAUGCCUUAUAGUGAUGAUCGAAGCAUUGUCACUUGUGCUGCUGAUGGGCAGGUGAGACAUACUCAGAUUUUAGAACGAGGACAAGUGGAAAGUUCAAAGUUGGCCAGACACCGUGGACGCGCUCAUAAGUUAGCUAUUGAGCCUGGGAGCCCUCAUAUUUUCUAUACCUGUGGUGAAGAUGGACUGGUGCAACAUUUUGAUCUCAGAACUGGGGCUCCCACAAAACUUUUGACAUGCCAAACACUUGAUGGUAGAAGGAGUUACUUGCCAGUUGUCAGUCUAAAUGCAAUUGCAAUUGACCCAAGAAAUCCAAAUCUCUUUGCAGUCGCAGGUUCUGAUGAGUAUACCCGGCUUUUUGAUAUCCGCAAGUAUAACUGGGAUGGAUCAUCUGAUAUUGGUCAACCCACGAACUACUUCUGCCCACCACAUUUGAUUGGUAAUGACCAAGUUGGAAUUACAGGCUUGGCCUUUUCAGAACAAAGUGAGCUUCUUGUAUCAUACAAUGACGAGUUCAUCUAUCUUUUUACACGAGAAAUGGGAUUAGGACCUAAUCCUCCCAUUUCCAUGAGUAGUGAUGCAAGUGAAAUGAGUGAUGAUCACGAGUCUGAAGAAUCUCCAUCAUCCAUGGAUACUGAUGAAAAAACUGUUCCUCAAGUUUACAAGGGUCACUUGAACUCUGAGACAGUGAAAGGUGUGAACUUCUUUGGGCCGAAAUGCGAGUAUGUUGUGAGUGGGUCUGACUGUGGGCGGAUAUUCAUAUGGAAGAAAAAGGGAGGUGAGUUGAUUCGUGUCAUGGAAGGAGAUAAGGAUGUAGUAAACUGUAUCAAGUCUCAUCCUCACACCAUGGUACUUGCAAGCAGUGGAAUUGAAAAUGAUAUUAAGAUGUGGACUCCAAAGGCUCUAGAGAGAGCUACUCUGCCUCAGAACAUUGAACAGGUCUCGAUACCUGGCCGAUUAAUAUGGUACGCUAUUGGUGAUGAGGAUGAGGAUGAUGAAUAUUCUUAUGACGACUAUAUGUUUGAUGACGAUGACAAUGACGAGAACGAUGAAGAUGAUGAGGACGAGGAUGACGAUGACAAUGAUAGUGAUGAUCAGGACGAGGAUGACAAUGAUAGUGAUGAUCAGGAUGAGGAUGAUGGUGGUGGUGAUGGUGACAAUGUUGAGAAUGAAAAUGGCAGAAACUGUGAAGAUGAUGAUGAUGCUAACAAUCAUGAUAGUUUUCUUGAUGGUUAUGAUCUACACUAAUGAUGAUUAUGGUUUAAAACUUUUCUGUCCAGCAGAAACCCAAGGCUAAGGGCUGGAUGUACCGCUUCUCGCCUCAGGAAUUGAUGCUGCAACUUUUUUCACUGCAACGGCGGAGGACAAGCCCAGAGCACAGUGGGGAAAACUCAUCGGCAGAUCUAGAGCUAAUACUGACAUUAGAU